Messenger RNA from Panicum hallii, 1097 nucleotides. Its product is annotated as mucin-7-like. Bases 84 to 1097 code for a protein of 337 amino acids. The transcript is spliced from 7 exons. The record is from RefSeq and is a predicted model, not a curated record. Lineage: Eukaryota; Viridiplantae; Streptophyta; Magnoliopsida; Poales; Poaceae.
CAGCCCAGAAUCGACCACCAGCGGAUUCAACAGCGUUGUAUCGGAGUUACCCGCCACAACCCGAUCUACCCCGGCCUUACCACAUGCUGCCCAGCGCUGCAGCCAAAGCACAGAAGGAAAAAAUGGCUGGCAGCGAGUCAGCCGCGGGCAGCCAGGCAACUGGGGAGGGGGUGCAAGCAAACAACUCCUCCGGGUCAUCCGUGGAGUUAUCUGACGACGCACCUCUAGUUCCCCGGUGGCGCCGGGAGAUGCGGAAACGCAAAGCCAGCACCGUUGACCUCGCCGGCCCCCAGCGCCAGAGGGUAGCCAAAACGCCCCUCACCGGAAAUGACGCACCAGAGGCCAGACCCACGGAAGCUGAUGGGGUGGAACCGGCACCAUCUCGUGCCGAGGAUGUAACGAUUGCCGUGGCGGGCCCUGCAUCAGGGCAACUCGCGCCCUCGACUGAAGCAGCCCUGCCACCAUCAGUGGGUGCCGCGGCCAUCGCCACGCCAGCGCUGCCAGCCUCAUCGACUUGCACGCCUGCACCUCUGGCCACGAGUACAGUAGUGAAGAAACCCUUGAAGCUGGUGUGGAAAAAACCAACGAUGAUCCGAUCCCGAGUGUCAACCGCUGCGGUGGCGCCAGAACUCGAGUUGGCUCCACCAGCCCCCGAGCUUUCGCCCGGGCAAGCCAAUGUGCUGGAGCCAGCAGGGAGGGCAGAUGUAAUCGUGCUUGACUCGCCACUGCCCGAGCUCCAGCACGCGGAACUCGAAGCCUCUAGCAAUGAGCAAGUCGAGGCCGCCACUGCCGUACCCGUUGAUGUUGCAGAGACCCCACAGCCGUCAGCCUUGGAGGGUGCGGGUGCUGCUAGCGAAACAACCAGGUUGCCAACCCCUGGGGGAGAGAACGCUGAUACACUCCAAGAGAUGCACCUCCCAGGGGAUGAUCUGAGCCGCCUGCGCCAAAUGUUCAAGGCGAUCGACUCGUUUGCUCUGGACAUGAACCAAAGAACUUCAAUGAAGCUGGAAGAGACAGAUGAUCCCACCCUAGGUCGGAUGAUCCGGGAGCCGGAUCAUCAGCCCACCAUCGGGCCAUCCGGCCCUGCUCGGGGAUGA